This is a messenger RNA of Periconia digitata, 2659 nucleotides long. Lineage: Eukaryota; Fungi; Ascomycota; Dothideomycetes; Pleosporales; Periconiaceae. The record is from the annotation of a GenBank genome assembly.
CAUCAUGUCAGCUCCAUUCGAUUCACGGUUCCUGUCCUCAGGUUGGACCUUCAAGCAAGGCCAUCGCGGUUCAGAUUCGAAAUAUCGCUCGGCGCAAAAUGUACCGACGGAGGUCCACCUAGACCUAUUUUCCAAUAGAGAAAUACCGGAUCCUUUCAACGACCUCAACGAAUUGUCCUCGCGCUGGAUCGCCGACGAAGCGUGGACGUACCGAACCAGUUUUAACGUGGAUUCUUACCAUGAAACGUCGAAUGCCAGGACGGUCUUGGUAUUCCAAGGACUGGAUACCUUCGCUACGGUCUGGCUUAAUGAGACGAUGAUCUUGCAAUCCAACAACAUGUUCGUGGAACAUCGCGUCGACAUUAGCGAACAAGUCAAACAAGCGGGUACAAACAACAAUUUCAUCUUGGAAAUCGAGUUCGAAUCCGCCAGACAGAAGGGACUUGAAUUGAUUAAAGAGCAUAGCGAGCAUCAUUUCAUCGUGCACCAGACAGAGGUUGGGCGGGGACCGGUUCGCAAGGGGCAGUACCACUGGGGCUGGGAUUGGGGUCCCAUUUUACUUGGUUGUGGUCCCUGGAAGCCCAUUCGCCUAGAAAACUUCGAAGCCCGGAUAGAUGAUGUAUGGGUGGAAUACGAACUUUUGGACAACCUGACACAAGUUGCUGGAGAGAUCUUUGUGAAGAUUGAGGGUCAAGGAAAAGUGAUUGCCGAUCUGGCACCGGCGGAAAGCAGCGAGGUUCUCUUCCAAUGUCGCGAUUUUGAGCGGAUUUCGGAUGGAGUCUUCAGUGCAAAAUUUAGUCUGGAGAAUGUGCAUCUUUGGUGGCCUCGCAAUUACGGCCAACCAUUUCUGUACAACGCUCACGUCGGUUUGAAGUCAUCUGAGUUCCCUGAUGAGCCCGGAACAAUUCCUUUACAUCAGGUUUCCAAGUCAAUUGGAUUUCGGAAAGUGGAACUCGUGCAGGAAGCCGACAAUAACGGUACUUCGUUUUACUUCCGAAUCAAUGACGUAGACAUUUUCAGUGGGGGGAGCUGCUGGAUUCCCGCGGAUUCUUUCCUCUCGCGUGUCACUACUGGCGACUAUCGUGCCUGGAUUCAGAAAGCCGCAGAGGGUAACCAAGCUAUGGUACGUGUCUGGGGCGGAGGUAUCUACGAAUCAGAUGCCUUCUACGACGCAGCGGACGAGCUGGGCGUUCUCAUCUGGCAAGAUUUCGCUUUCGCCUGCGCAAGUUAUCCCACCUUCCAAUCUUAUCUCGAUUCUGUCGCAACCGAGGCCCGUCAAAAUGUGCGUAGGCUGCGCAAUCAUCCUAGUCUUGUCAUUUGGGCUGGGAACAAUGAGGAUUAUCAGAUUGUAGAACGAUACAAUUUGGAUUAUGACCGAGAAGACAAGGAUCCCCAGUCGUGGUUGAAAACGGACUUUCCGGCGCGUUAUAUCUAUGAACACCUACUUCCACAGAUCGUGCAGGAAGAGUCAAAGGGCGUGCCGUAUCACCCAUCAUCGCCAUUUGGCAAUGGAACCUCGACAACACUCAAAGUUGAUCCGACGGUGGGCGAUGUUCAUCAAUGGAAUGUUUGGCACGGAACUAUGGAGCCCUAUCAUCGCCUGCCUUCUAUGGGAGGACGUUUCGUCAGCGAAUUCGGCAUGGAAGCGUAUCCUCACAUUGAGACGUUGAAGAAAUGUAUCACCGACGAUAAAAACCGCUAUCCGGGCUCCAUGGCAAUGGACUUCCGGAACAAAGCAAUCGGACACGAGCGACGCCUAAUCUCUUAUGUCGCGGAAAACUUUCGAAUACGGUAUGAUUUGGAGAAUUUCACGCACCUCACUCAGCUAGUCCAAGCGGAUGCGCUGACCUGGGCUUACAAGUCCUGGCGUCGUGAAUGGGGUGUGCCUGGAGAUCGCAAAAAUGGGGGAGCUCUGGUAUGGCAGCUUAACGAUUGCUGGCCUACCAUGAGUUGGGCUGUCAUGGACUACUUUAAGAUUCCUAAACCCGGAUACUACGCGAUCAAGCGCGAGCUGCGACCCAUUACCGUCAAUGUACAGCGCAAAGUCAAUGAAUGGACCGUCAGACCGGCGGAUGCAUUAUGGCAUCGCGACACAAGCCAUAUAGACAUGCGCAAGAUUUGGGGGGAAGUCGAAUUUGAUUGUUGGGUUGCGAGUUCCCAAACGAAAAGGAUUCAGGGUUCAGUAGCGGUGCGAUACAUUUCCGUGAAGAGUGGUGAAGACGUUUUGGAAAGCUCAAGUCAUGAGGUCGAGAUCUCGGAGAAUGGCACGACUGAAGUAAUCAGGGGCAAAAGAAUUGCUGUCAUGAGUGAAAAAGAUCGCGAUACACCUUUCCAACCUUCAUUGGCCGAUCCUUUCAUUAUAUACGCUACGUUGAAGAUCGACGGCGUACAGGUUUGCUGCGAUGUAUCAUGGCCAGACCCCGUCAAGUACCUCAGCUUUCCUAAUCGUGGAGUCAAGGUCAGGUAUUCGGACGGUGAGAACAAAGCAUUUGUGACUGCAGAGAGACCUGUCAAAGGGUUCGUGUUCAGUGAAAAGACCGGCAUGACGUUGAGCGACAAUGGCUUCGAUAUAGUUCCAGGAGAUACCAGGGAAGUAAGUGCGACGCUUCAAGAAGGAAAGAUCCAAGACCUGAAGUGGAGAUACGUGGAGAUGGGAUAG